CUAUUGGAUUCAAAACAAAGGACUUCUGUUAAGGGCUCUUCUGCACUAUAUGUUAUAAGGUUGGUGGCGUGUCCAUUUAAGGAAGGAGAUGAGACGCGUCUACCAAACGCGUCUCCGUUGUUCCAAUAUGCCCUUUGCCUGCAGCAUAGAUCGUCCCUCUUCUACUCACUCACUCGCCAUUACCUUUCCCCGCGAUCUCUUUUUAAUCUUUUGCAGAAGCAACCCCUACCUUCACAUAAUCGAUUUCACUAACAGCAAACUGAACCUUGGCAGCAUGCUCAAGCUGCCAAGAUCAACCUCCUCCUCUUCCAUAUGCUCGCAUCCUUCCUCACCAGCACAAAGUAUACCAAUAGUUUUGCUUGAAUGCGGAUCCCCUGAAAGCGCCAGUGCUGAGGCGCUCAAAUCAAAAUCAGCGCUGCACUCUCAAAAGCUCAAUAGCCUACCUGAGCAACAAACCAUUUGCAACCACCCCAGGAUGUCCUUUGAAGAGUUGCGAGAGCACCAACAAAAUAGCUCGGCCGAUGACCUCUCUGUGGCAUUUAAUACAUCAACCGCCUGCAGCUGCGUGAAUGUAAUAGGAGUAGGUGAACAGCAAAAGGAUCUAGAAGAUGUACUUGAUACCGCCGCCAAUAACGCAAUGGAUUCAGCAGCGGUUACGACACGGAUGAGUUAUAUCCAGAGGCAUGACGAUUCGGUCGCGAGCCAGGAUGACCACUGUCACCAACAUCAACAGCAGCGGCGGCAACAGUCGCAACAAAAAGUACGUCAGCCGGCCUCUGCUGGUCCUUUCAACCAUUUCUUCACAUCUGGUGCCUACCUUUCUCCAUCCUGCACUCGAAUCGGAUUGGCAUCCUCAUCUUCCACAGCUGCACCACUCGCCUCAGAUCAGAGUCAUUACUAUCAAUUGGAGGAGCAACAGCAGUUUCAUAACCAGUCUCGAGUCAGUGCAGAAGCGAAUCCACAACUAUCCACACAGCAUAACCAAAGAGCGUUUUCAAAAUUGAGCGGCCACACCGGACCGCCCCAUACCAACCAGUCUUUGUCCAAGGGCUCCUUCUUCCGACCUAUCCUAAGUUUACUCGCCGCCACAGCAAGCGUGAGCAACUUGGAGACUUUAAAGCAUCAUGACAUUGCUGGAGAUACGGAUCAGCUGGAUGAUUCUGAAAGAUAUGAUGAUCUACCGUCACCUAUUUACAACCAUGACAGCAGUGAUGAUGGUGAAGAAGAGAGCUAUGGCAGCAAGUUGCCCAGGAGUGUAUUUCUAGAUCUCGGAUCAUCACAUACUGUCGACUCCGGAACUCGUAAUGAUAGAAAUAGUUUGGACUUGACUAAAGAAGACGACCGUGACCAGUCCAGCGAGGCUCCGUUACCUAAUCUCCAGGAACGAGGAUACACAGUAGCGAAGGAGAGAGCAAAAAUUGACCGAUUCGAGGAACAAAAAUCAGUAUUAUCGAUUUCAACGCAAUCCACUACAUAUUUGCGAUUUCGAGAGCCUAUGACCGAGGAACAGAGGAACGAGUUGGUAGAGGGGUCGCCGGUACUCAUGUCCGCUACAUUGAGUACUCGAUAUUGGGAAGCAUCAGCCUCCGUCGGCAGUUUCGAAGAUGUGGAACAAUUGAAGACUAAAGGUGUCAAAGUCUUAGGGAUCGAGUCGAAGGCGAAAUUGAAUAGCGAGAUGCAACAAGGUUCGAUGGUUGGCUCCAAGGGUUUGGUACCUACGGAGCUAAUGCAGAUGGAGUAUCAGAAUGAGCAGGAGCGCGAUGCGGUGACCAAGGCGUGCCAUUUCGACGCAAAUGACGACGACGAUCAAGAGACUAGUAUCAUUUACAUCGAUUUUGACCGACUACUCCAGAUCUGCGCCGAGGUGGAUCAAGGAGGGGAGAGGGAAAGAGGGCCCGAGAGGCGGCUGUUGUGGAACAGAGUACAACAACUGAAUCUCUAUGGCGAGCUAGAGCAGGAAAGAGAGCAGGAUGAGAUCGCGUCCAACUUUGAGGAGAGUAGCUUUAACAUUCAUAUCAACAAUCCAUGUGUGAUGUCAUCGCAGCAGGUAACGAGCGCCAUACUGGGUGCUUUAAAUGUCACGACGGAAAGUAUCGACACCUCUGUGCUGAAGCGAGUACAAUUCGACCCUUGCCUUCAGAUCAUAGCCUGCUUCGAGGUACCCUCGUCUGAGAAUACGAGCCCAGAAAAUCAGCACGAGGAUGCGGCGCCGUCCGGGAACAACUCGCCAGGAUGGAUACCAAUGCGGGCAUUUGAGCCAGAGCUCGUGUUUUACUCCAAGAAAAACAGACAUGGCAUAUUGAACCUUGAGUGCGAAGCUUCUAGCUUGGAUACAGGACAUCUGUCGAGCCCAAUCUCGCUCCCAGGUUCACUGUCGAUCGAGAAUAGAGCAGUUUCUCAGAAUUUGAUCGAGACUUUCACUCCAGAUCAUCUUCUUCCACCUCUUCCAGAUUCUCCUCUGCUGGAUCAGUCACCUCCUCCUCGAUCAUCUAUCAUUACCUGCGCAUCUCCUUCCAUUCGAGCCAGUAUUUCUACAGGCCUUUUAUCAGCAAGGACCGAACGUACCUCCCCGAGAACACUUGAGCUGGCGACGGCACGGAUGCAGCUCUUGUACUGGAAGCAGGCAGCGGCACGUCUACAUGAUCAAGAAUAUUUACUGACGAACCGAAUCGACCAGUUGGUACAAGAAAUGGCAGAUAUGCUGGAGAGAUGUCAGAACACAGAGAUAGGCUUACAAGCAAAGGAGUGUACUGUGCAAGAACUGAAUCAAGAGCUCAUCAAGGAAAAAGUGUUUGGGUUUGCAUCAAUUCAAGAGGCAGUCCUGUCAAUCCACGAGAAACAAGUCCUCGAGCACAGGCUGGAAGAGUCUUGGCAGGAGCUAGAGACCCUGCAUAUGGAGCUAGAGCAGACCAGGGCUUGUCAGCUCCCAAAGCAGCCUCAGCCUCAGCCUCAACAAUUGUUCACGACUUGUGCGAUCUCGAACUCCAGGGAAUGGCAGGUCAGAGGCCACUCGGCGCCAUUCCAGGUUCUGAUCAAAUAUCUAUACCUGAUGCUUCUCUCGACUGUUACAAUCGCCGUAGCCGUCCACCUGCUCUACAAACACCAGUACCAGUUGCACCAAGCAUACCGUUAUUUCGCAACGAGUGCUAAUAGGUUGACUAAUCAUCUUUUGUUGGUAAAGGUCGGUCUCGAAAAUCCCCAGUGCUGGGUGCGAGGACCAGCGGCUGGAUUCAGGAACCUUUGGAGCUCGGUGUUGGCCAGAUGCGAGCGAUCGUGAAUACGAUCCAGCUGCUCAAGGAACUGUGGACGGAUCUCAGUUGGAGGGAUAUGCUUGCAAGUUUCAAGCCCCCAGGAAGAUAGUCGUAGCUAACGAGUUAUCGCGACGCCAAUUGAUGUUACACACGAAGCUAUUGUUUCAUGAAGCACAAGAGUUGCCUGCAAAAGAUCAAAGAUAACCUGUGAGGCAGUC
Messenger RNA from Gamsiella multidivaricata, 3469 nucleotides. RefSeq lists its product as uncharacterized. The transcript has 3 exons. Bases 89 to 3277 code for a protein of 1062 amino acids. The record is from RefSeq and is a predicted model, not a curated record. NCBI's taxonomy places the organism in Eukaryota, Fungi, Mortierellomycota, Mortierellomycetes, Mortierellales, Mortierellaceae.